AAACCUUAUUUUCUCUGUCUCUCUCUAUCUGUCUCUCUCUCUUUCUCACCUCACCUCCAAUCGCACUUGCUUUACCUCUUCAGAUCAGACGUCCAUUUCAACUCCUCCAGUGAAGAAGACAAGAGAAUUCAAUUCACCGGAGAUUUCUACUCCGAUCGAUCAAUUGAAGAUUGACAUGGAAGCUAAUUCUGGCGGUGGCGGAGGAGCUGAAGGCGGAAGAGCCACAGCCGGAGGAGGAGGGAGCGAUGUUGAAUUGGUGAGCAAGACGUUGCAGGUUGAGCAUAAGCUUUUCUAUUUUGAUCUCAAGGAGAAUCCUCGCGGAAGGUAUCUGAAGAUAUCGGAGAAGACGUCGGCGACGAGGUCAACCAUCAUCGUUCCUUCCUCUGGCAUCUCUUGGUUCCUCGAUCUCUUCAAUUACUACGUCGAUUCCGAGGAACAUGAGCUUUUUAGCAAAGAGUUGCAGCUUGAUUCCAAGGUGUUCUACUUCGACAUCGGUGAGAACAGAAGGGGACGUUUCUUGAAGGUGUCAGAAGCAUCAGUUAGUAGAAAUCGAAGUACCAUUAUUGUUCCAGCUGGAAACUCUCCUGAUGAAGGAUGGGCAGCUUUCAGGAAUAUCUUGGCUGAGAUUCAUGAAGCAUCUGGACUUUUCGCUAUGCCAAAUCAGAAACCUUCUGAUGGACAGGAACAUCUGGUUGGACUAUCAGAUGAUGUUGGAGCUGGAUUUAUACCUGGCCAUGGUAGCCAGCAGCCAUCUUCUUCGGAGCACACUGUGGAUCGAGCAACUGAUUCGCCAAACCAGGAUGAAACGGGAAUGACUAAUGUUUCUAAAGUAAUCAGAGCUGACCAGAAACGGUUCUUCUUUGAUCUUGGGAACAAUAACAGGGGCCAUUUCCUUAGGAUAUCUGAGGUGGCCGGUGCUGACAGGUCCUCCAUCAUUCUACCAUUAUCGGGUCUUAAGCAGUUUCACCAAGUAAUAGGUCAGUUUGUGGAGAUCACCAAAGAUAAGAUUGAAGGUAUGACAGGUGCUAAUGUCAGGACAGUUGACCCUCCUCAGAGAUAAGUAUUGAUUCUUUUUAGAGGAUGGAAUUCUCGAUCUUCUAAUCAUUUGAAUCUGGCUACUUCAAAGUAGCUUGUCUUAAUCGCUCGCGGUGUGCAAUAGUUUCACAGUAAUUUCUCGCCCCCUUCACAUCCCUGUAAAAAAAUAAUUCAGCAGGAUCAUCAUCUCAUCUGGCUUAAUAGCACAGAUAACUCUGGAGUCAGCAACUGGGGAAUAAGCUGAAAUUUAUCCACCAUUUGUCUCUCUCUCUCUCUCUCUCCUUCCUCUUAGAAAAAGUUUAAACAAUUGUGAGUUUGCUUCUGUUCUGUUUAACUUCUUCUUCUUCUUCUUCUUUAUUUUUUUUAUGUUCAGUUUGGGUCAUUGGGUGUAUAUCUUGACGGCUUGAUGCAUUUAAAUUGUAAAAGAAUAUUGGGGUUUAUAUAUGUUUGGGCUUACUGCCA
Molecule: messenger RNA, 1497 nt
Organism: Camelina sativa (false flax)
Lineage: Eukaryota; Viridiplantae; Streptophyta; Magnoliopsida; Brassicales; Brassicaceae
Product: transcription factor Pur-alpha 1
Biological process (GO): regulation of transcription by RNA polymerase II
Cellular component (GO): nucleus
Molecular function (GO): RNA polymerase II transcription regulatory region sequence-specific DNA binding; DNA-binding transcription factor activity, RNA polymerase II-specific; purine-rich negative regulatory element binding
Source: RefSeq, a predicted model, not a curated record